Epinephelus lanceolatus (giant grouper) is the source of this 5928-nucleotide messenger RNA. Lineage: Eukaryota; Metazoa; Chordata; Actinopteri; Perciformes; Serranidae. The record is from RefSeq and is a predicted model, not a curated record.
AAUGGGAAGGGUCUCCAACUCUUGUCUCCACUAGUGCGCCUCCUCCUCCGCCUGCUACAGCUGUCCGCCACACUGAAACAUUAGGGUAGUGGGUGAGGCUGAGCAAACCAGCCCGUACACGAACAAGCGACCUGUUGAUGGUGGCGGUCAGACGGCCUCUUGAACUCAUUGCCACCUUGACCUGGUUUCAGGUCUUCUUUAAGACGUCGAGCAGAGGUUGAGAAAGAAGCACAUCACCACCUUGUGAAAUCUAAACCCUGACUUACUGAAAACCCAACUUCUCCGCCUCUCGCCCUGCUCUGCACCACAAUGCCGGGAGCCAUGGAUCGUAUGGAGCUAAAGAAAGUCUCCACAGAGGGUGAUGAUGACAGCACAGACAGCCUGGACGACCGCUUCACAGAACCCAUCGACUCUGAGAAGGCCACCAUUGACAGCCAGUUUAUGGAUGACAAUGAUGAUGGAGAAAGCCAGAAGUUCCUAUCAAAUGGAAUAAUGAAGAAGAAGAAAUAUGAGGAAUACCAUGAAGAAUAUCAUCCUGGCCACACCUCCUUUGGGAUGUCUGUCUUCAACUUGAGCAACGCCAUCAUGGGCAGUGGCAUCCUGGGCCUGUCUUUCGCCAUGGCAAACACCGGCAUCGUGCUAUUUACAGUCCUCCUCGUGGCUGUGGCCAUCCUCUCCUUAUAUUCUGUGCAUCUGCUUCUUGUGACAGCUAAAGAAGGAGGAUCUCUUAUCUAUGAAAAGCUGGGAGAGAGAGCAUUUGGUUGGCCUGGGAAAAUGGCAGCGUUCGGAUCCAUUAUUAUGCAGAAUAUCGGAGCUAUGUCCAGCUACCUCUUUAUCGUGAAGUACGAGCUGCCUGAAGUGAUCCGCGCGUUCCUGGGUUUGGAGGAAAUCUCUGGUGAAUGGUACCUGAAUGGGAACUACCUGGUGGUGUUUGUGUCAAUCGGAGUAAUUCUGCCUUUGUCUCUCCUCAAAAAUCUUGGCUACCUGGGCUACACUAGCGGCUUUUCCCUUUCCUGCAUGGUCUUCUUCCUGGGUGUGGUGAUCUACAAGAAGACCAUUCUGUCCUGCCCUCUUCCAUUCUUUUACCACAAUUCAGCCAACCUCAGCAUGAACGCCUCGCAUAUGCCGGGGUUGUACCCACCCCUGAAUAGCUCAGCACAAAUGGAUUUCUCCCGAGCCGACGUUUCCCCGGCAGUGCUUGGCAGCCAUGACGCCCAUCACUCCACUGGCGUCCAUGUGGAGCCUCACCCCGACGAUGAGGAGAUGUGCACACCCAAAUACUUUGUCUUCAACUCUCAGACAGCGUACACUGUGCCCAUCCUUGCCUUCGCCUUUGUCUGCCAUCCUGAGGUCCUGCCCAUCUACAGUGAGCUGAAAGACCGCUCCCGGAAGAAGAUGCAGAACGUCUCCAACUUGUCCAUCUUGACUAUGCUCAUCAUGUACAUGCUGUCAGCGCUGUUUGGCUACCUCACCUUUUAUGACAACGUGGAGGCAGAGUUGCUCCACACCUUCACCAAGGUGUAUAAAUUUGACACCAUGUUGCUGCUGGUGCGUUUGGCUGUUCUCACUGCCGUCACCCUGACUGUCCCCAUCGUCCUGUUCCCUAUCCGCUCCUCCAUCACCACGCUGCUGUUCAGCGGUCGAGAGUUCAGCUGGACUCGCCACAUGCUGAUUGCCGCCUCCAUCUUGGCAUUCAACAACAUGCUGGUCAUCUUCGUCCCCACCAUCAGGGACAUCUUCGGCUUCAUUGGUUCCUCUGCGGCCACUAUGCUCAUCUUUAUCCUACCUGCUGCCUUUUACCUCCGCUUGGUAAAAUCUCUCCCAUUCCGCUCCCCACAGAAGAUCGGGGCGUUCAUCUUCCUAGUCGUGGGAAUCAUCUUCAUGAUUGGCAGCUUGUCACUCAUCGCCCUCGACUGGGUCCACAACCCCCCGGGCUCCAGCAGUGGUCACUAAGCCCCCUCUUCCAUCCUCAGAUUCACAUUUACGAGUGCAGCGAACCACCUCUACAGCCACCCCCCACCCCAUCCCACCAUGUCUCUUCUGGUUUGUCUCUGCUGGUCCAGCAUUUGGGAGCAGGGUUCAUCUACGGUUCCCUCCCCUCAAUGAAAUCACAAAUAUCAAUCAGAUAACCUCAGCAUACGGGCAUAAUGUGCUGCACCUGGUUCAGACAUCUUCAGUUCACCCCCCCAGAGAAUAUCAAUGGAGGGGGAUUUUUUUGUUUGAUUUCUUUCUUUCGUUCUUUCUUUUUUUGCUCUGGAUGUGACACGAGAGAAUCAAAACUUGGAGAGGGGAAAACAGACUCUGGUUAAAUGUGCCACCAAGACAGCCUGAAAUCAUCGUCAUCUUCCUUAUUAUUUCCAGCUAUGAAGAGACGGAACAUACUGCGCAGCCCUCGCCUGCAGCAGAUAUGUGAACUGCGAUUUGCAGGGCUGGAAAGACGAUGCAAGUCCCUCAGUUCUCUGUGCACUUGAAGGAGACAUUUGGAGGGGGAGUGUGUCAUCCUCUAUGAAACAAGGAGCACUUCUAGCAUUACUUUUGACUUUGUGUAUAGAGCUAACACACACACACACACACAUACACACACGUAGACAUAGUAAAACACAUCUACACCUGUAUUUUCAAGCGACUAUCCAUGAAAAAUUCCUGAAAUUAACCAGGCAGUCGACUCGUCUCAAAACAGCGGUUCAUCAAAAAUUUAAUUCAACUACGUAGAACUUUUAUUCAGGAAAAAUGCUGCUCAGCUACAUGGUAACAAUCAGAAGCCUCGCCAAAGUCUACAUGCACAUAAAGUUUUUAAGUCAAUCAGGUUCAUGCACACUCUUAAGGGUCUUCCUUGCCGGCUGUUUUUAUCCUGGCUGUGUAUACGAAGCAAGAAGGUGCUUCCAGUAUUACUGUCACAGAGGGAUCUGAACAUGCAAGGUAUCAUUUUACAUAACUAAGUGUGUCUACUGAAAAAAAAGAGUGUUGUACAAAAUAUCAUACUUUGCUUCAUACCAUUUAGGUUGUAUGAAGCUAAGUGAUUAUUUCCAACAUGCAGUACAUACACCUGCUGGAGUAAUUUACUAGGCUCUUUAAUAGCGACUGGACAGCUAGGUGUAUUUAAAACCAUUUGUUGUUAUUUUUAUAGAUACUUGACAAAAAUGUGUAUGAAAAACAGUUUAAAAUAUGCAGUUGCAACUGCGCAAGGAAAAACAAUUCAACCAAAAGAGCCAAACAUGAAAUAAUCCAUUUUAAAAUGAGUUUAGAAAUUUAAGAUAUUAAGGUUGUCAUAUAUUUUCAACUUGUGCCAAAUUAUUCUCACCAACACUGUUAGAAAACCCACAUUUUCCUCAAAAGGUAAUUUCGGAAUGGCCUUAGUUCUAUUUUUCAACUUGAUUAUUUGCUAUUCAGCUUAAAAGAAGUUUGACAUUUUGGAAAACAUUCUUAUUCACUUCCUUGCCAUUUUAAUGCUAAAUAUGAAGCUAACGUAACAGCCAGCAGGCUAUUAGCCUGGCAUAAAGACUAAAGAUAAAGGAAAACUGACGGCUAAAUCCUCAUAGAACCACAACUUGACGUUUUUACAUUUUGGUUUCCAAAGUCAACUUAAGAGAUAUAAUGUUUCAACUGAAAAGAUUUAUAGUUGCUAGUUAGCAGAUUUUAACUUUGAACUGAGCAAGGCUAGCUGCUUCUCUGUGCUAAGUUUAGUUAACAGUCUCCUGAUGCUAGCUUCAUCUUUAGCAUACAGACAUGGAAGUGGUCUCGCCAGCAGCAAAUAGGUUUUAUUUUUCAAAAAAAAAUUCAAAGUUUUCCUUUUAAGAGUAGAGAUUUGGGAGAAGCUGGAUGAUAAACAGUAUCACACACAUCAUGACACUUGCUGUAACGUAGGAGCUAGCGUAAAUAUUGAUACAUUAACUUGCAGAGAAUGUGACCCAUUUAAAAAGUCUAAGACUGUUAACCAAGCUCAAUCAUGUAUUUAACUAAAAUCCUAAAAAUUCUGCCUAUAAACGAUCAAAGUUCACCAAAAAAUAUGUUUAGUUUUACUGUACUAGUGUGUUUGGGUCACUUCAUCUGCUUGAUUGACAAGAUAGUUCAUUUAUUAAUCUCAGUGGAUUGAUUAUCAGGUAGUAACAUAGUUUCGCUCUGUAGUUACACACUCAGUCAAUAAUCUGAUUAAACUCCUGACAGGAAUAUUCUUUGAAAUGGUGCCUUUGGAUUGUACAUGUUAUAAUUGGCUUAUACCGGUGCCUUUGGUAGAAUCAUUGACAACAACACCCAAACCUCAUUUCACCUCUUCUCCGAAGCUGUUACGUGUCACGAACACAUCCAGCCAAAGUGGACAACAUUUAUAGAUCCUUUGCGGAUCUAUGUACAUGAAACAAAUUGAUAUUUCAAAUGAAAUAGUGUAUUAUGUGCAUGUUUUUGGAUUACAACAUGGUCUUUUUGGACAAUUGUAUAUGCUCUGUAAAUAAUCUUUAUUUUAUGGUACACUGACACACAUUGUCUGUGACUGGGUUGUUGGGGGAUUCUGCCUUACAAGACUUCUGCAAUCCAGUGUUUGUUUUAGUAUAUAUAUAUAUAAAUAUUAUAUCGUGUAUUAGAUCUUUUUUUUUUCUCUUGCUGUAUGACAGUAGGUUUUUUUUCCUUUAUUUCAAGCUUGUAUAUUUGUAGAAAAUUUGCUCUCUAUAUAUCCAUUUUCAUGUUUUAAUGUUAACUCAUCAUAUCAGGAUGAAUUAAUCAAUGGCCUACUUUGUAACACGGUUUUCCCAGAGUCUCAGAAACGAGGCAACAAGUUUCUAGCUAAUUGGGUUCUGCUGACCAACACUGGGUUGAAAUUAAAGCCAGAAGUAAGCAGUAUUGAUGUUGAAUGUGCUUUUCAGAAAACAGUGCUGUAACACUUAACAGAAGCAAGAAAAGAUCAUCCGAAGUAUUUCGUGACCACACUACAGGAAGGUUCUUACAGCUCAAGGCUCUUCUGCCAUUUAUCACAUGGCAUAGCACAUAUGCUAACAUGUAGCGAUAUACCUAAGCUAACAUGUAGCUGUACACCUCUACCACAGGAUAACAAAACGCACAAGAACCUUCCAAGUUUGCCAGUUCUUGAACCUCUAACAGGACAAUCGUACACAGUUGUAGUUUAUACCUUACUGUGGCUUAUAAUUUAGAUCCCUGCUGUCAUAAAGAAAACCUUUUCAUACCCACCUCUGGGGAGGUUUUAUUUCCAUGACAUUACUUGAACUGAAGCUUUCCACGGCCUGAUAAAGUCAGCUAGCUUCAUGACUGUAGGGUCUAUGCAGCCCCUUCAGUACCCGCUAUGAAUGUUCAAUAAUGGAUUGUUCUCUGUUGAAAAUCUGGCUCACCCGCUCUUAAUUUCUUCACGAAUGUUUGGUUGUAACUUCAUUAGCCUCCUGCCGUCAGUGGCUACUCUGCCAGUCUACAGCUUCGUCUCUUCCUCAGGUUGGCUUUUGUCUUUUUGAAUGGCAAAUUGUGCAGAGGGCGAAAAGCGGCAGGUUUUUAAUAGAAUGCUCCCAACACCACACCUCUACCCCCUUUAGUAUCUCAGGUAUUUGGGCUGGAUUAAUAUUUCUUCUCACUUUUUGGACAACUUCAUAUCUCUUCACUUGUUUUGCAUGAUUGAGCCAAGUUGUACAAUGCUGUUGUAUAUUGUGCAGGCCUAGAUGAGAAGUUGUCUCGUGGAUAUGUAAAAGCAGACAAGUCCCCAGCUAAUUUUGACAGUGUUUAGAAAGGAGUUGUACAGAACCUGCCUUAUUUUUCUAUGGACCUCUAGCCGCGGAGAAGCACUGGCUCAAUGUUUCUGCUGUUCACAGUGUCUGCUUCCUGUGGAUCAGGCCGAACAUUCAGAUUUGUAAUUUUACCCAAACAAAGGGGAUGUUUUUUUGUAUCAGUGAUGCUGUUUCACUAUGAUGAACAAUAAAAAUGUGAAACAAAGAA